UGAGUGACACGUGACGAGGAAGGAGGUGGGCUGUACUCGGUGUGUCUGCUUAGACGCUAAUGUGCUGAUCUCAGAUGACCAACAUUUCAAAUGGAGGAAUCAUCUCUACAGCUGCUGCUGGUUCUGAUCUCACUGCUGAUCUGCACAACCAACCAAGUCUCUCUGACUGUGAGUCCCAGCAGCUCUCAGAUGAUUAAAGGACAGUCUGUCUCUCUGAGCUGUGAGGAGGACGACAGCUCUGCUGGAUGGACUCUGAGGAGGAACACAACCAAAGAAACCAGGACUCAGUGUGGAGAAGACUGGGGAAGACCUGCUGGUUCUUCCUGUAACAUCAGCUACAUGGUCCCAUCGGACAGUGGAGUUUACUGGUGUGAGUCCAGAGAGGGAGCAACCAGUAACAGCAUCAACAUCACUGUCCCUGGUGGACCAGUGAUCCUGCAGAGUCCUGUCCUCCCUGUGAUGGAGGGAGAAGUCCUCACUCUGACCUGUAAAACAAAGACGUCCUCCAACCUCCCAGCUGGUUUCUAUAAAGAUGGCUCCUUCAUCAGGACUGAGCCUGCAGGUCACAUGACCAUCCACCAUGUUUCCAGGUCUGAUGAAGGCCUCUACAAGUGUAACAUCAGCAGUGUUGGAGAGUCUCCACCCAGCUGGGUCUCUGUCACAGAGAAACCCAAGACGACAAGUCCUCCUCCAGCCUUCACCACCUCUGGCUCCUCUCUUCCUCCUCCCCUUGUGUUCUGGUCUGCUGUUUCAGUCGGUAUCCUGGUUCUCCUGCUUCUCCUGGUUCUCCUGGUUCUCCUGGAGAGACGAUGCAUCCGUAGGAAACCUAAAGCUGCUCAAGCUGAAGCU
Molecule: messenger RNA, 849 nt
Organism: Perca fluviatilis (European perch)
Lineage: Eukaryota; Metazoa; Chordata; Actinopteri; Perciformes; Percidae
Product: low affinity immunoglobulin gamma Fc region receptor II-like
Exons: 6
Biological process (GO): cell surface receptor signaling pathway
Molecular function (GO): transmembrane signaling receptor activity
Source: RefSeq, a predicted model, not a curated record